Molecule: messenger RNA, 741 nt
Organism: Nematocida parisii ERTm1
Lineage: Eukaryota; Fungi; Microsporidia
Exons: 1
Coding region: 1-741 (246 amino acids)
Cellular component (GO): proteasome core complex
Source: RefSeq, a predicted model, not a curated record
AUGUAUGCUAGUGAACAGGAAUUACAGCCGUAUUCAUUUGCAGAUUCUCCGGAUAAAGUGCACGCGCAGGCAUAUGUAAUGGGAACUACUGUGUUGGCCUUAAAGUACAAGAAUGGAAUUAUGCUUGCAUCUGACACCCAGCUGUCAUACGGAUCACUUGCUAAGUACAAGAACAUUGAAAGAGUUGGGGUUGUCUCCAAGAACAUACUCCUGGGCACCUCUGGAGAGUACAGCAACUUCCAAGAGAUGAUUAAACGCCUCCGCAUCCAAAUUAACCCGCCCGGCGACAAAGAGGUUUUCCUAGGGCCCCGCGAGUGUUUUAAUAUGGUGAGAAACUACAUGUACGAAAAAAGAUGCAAGGGAAGGCCAGAGAUGAACACCCACAUCAUUGCGGGGAUAGAAGAAACCGCCCCUCCAACCCUGCUUCCCUAUGAAACUGACCCAUCAGGAAAGUUCUUAGGAGUUGUUGACCAUCUUGGCAACUUCUACUUUGAUAGUGUUGUUGGCACUGGAAUAGGAGCACAUCUAGCAAUCCCCAUCCUACGGGAUAGAGUAGGCACCAAUACAGAACUGCCAGAAGAAGAAGCACACAAAAUUCUCUGCGACGCCAUGGCGACCCUAUGCUACAGAGACUGUAGAGCCACCAAUAUGAUACAGAUUUCUAAGAUCACUAAGGAUAAAAUUACAAUAUCAAGGCCAUUUGCGCUUAAUACUUCCUGGGAUAUUGCCAAUAUGAUAUAA